Pollicipes pollicipes is the source of this 801-nucleotide messenger RNA. RefSeq lists its product as uncharacterized. The transcript has 6 exons. Bases 59 to 592 code for a protein of 177 amino acids. Lineage: Eukaryota; Metazoa; Arthropoda; Thecostraca; Pollicipedomorpha; Pollicipedidae. The record is from RefSeq and is a predicted model, not a curated record.
UACACAGCUGCAGUGCAGUUGGACGUCGGCAGUUCGGUCGCAGUCCUCCCGAGCGACCAUGGGCUGGUCUCUGCGCUGCACGCUGCUGGUAGCAGUACUGGCAUCAGCAGCGUUCCAACUGACCCUCUCCACUGAUCACGGUGGAAAAGUGUUGUUAGAAGGAAAUGGAGCUGAUCUUCAGGAUGAAACCGAUGUGGCCGGACGAUUCGUGAAGUUUUUCCUUCGCCGCACCACAACUUCUUUUUCAAUCGUCAGCAGUACCACAACAGUUCCCUUCACCUGCAUUAGCACGGUAGACACCGCUACUACGUGCACCGGAAGGAGGAAGAGGCGAAAGAAGAGAACUGCUGUAGCAACAACCGGACACGACCUACCAGCUCUCUCAGGGCUGACUCCGGAAGUCCAGUCGUCGAUUAGAACGGAAGCGGAGGGCACAGAUAACGCUCCUGAUCAGGAGAACCGGCUACUUACGUCGUGGUCGACAUUCACGACCAUCAUCACCUCCGUCAGCACUGUCACUACGUUUGGCGUCAGCGUCAGUCUCAGCGUUGCGUGCACGAUUGGUGGGGUCAACUUCGCUCCCUUGUGCUAGCUGAUGUCUACGUAAACAGGCUCUAUGCUGCUUUGCCCCGACAGUGUGCAAUUGACAUUAUCGUCUUAUAAUGCAGGCUGCUGAGUAUGUAUGCGUUGUUAUUGUUGCCUCUGCGUGGUCGGUGCCGGUGUACUCCAUGGCUACGCAGCCUGUUACUUUGUUAAACUGCUUACAUUAUUUGUUGCAAUACAUCAGCCUUCCAUGUGAAA